CCAAAGCCAACGACCGAAGGUGACCGGCACAACACAAACAUGUCACCACACACGAUUGGAACCAUGCACGCCGUCGUGCACCACCACCCUCGCCACCACCUUCUGCCGCCUCGCCGCUGCUCUCACCGCCGCCGCGGCGUCUGCGACGUCCGCGCGGCGGCCGCCACCCCCACCGCCACCUCCGCCGCCGCGGCGACGGUGACGCCGGACUCGCCGUCCGCGGCCUUCUGGGACUACAACCUCCUCUUCCGGUCGCAGCGCGCCGAGUGCCCCGAUCCCGUGCUGCUCCGCGUCACCGAGGGCGCGAUCCCGCCGGACUUCCCCGCGGGAACCUACUACCUCGCGGGGCCUGGGAUGUUCUCCGAUGACCAUGGCUCCACCGUCCACCCCCUCGACGGACACGGCUACCUCCGCUCCUUCCGUUUCGGCCCCAACCACACCGUGCACUACACCGCACGGUACGUGGAGACGGCGGCGAAGCGGGAGGAGCAUGUGGACGACGCGUCGUGGAGGUUCACGCACCGGGGCCCCUUCUCAGUGCUGCAGGGCGGGAGCAGGGUGGGCAACAUGAAGGUGAUGAAGAACGUGGCCAACACCAGCGUGCUGCAGUGGGGCGGCCGCGUGCUCUGCCUCUGGGAGGGCGGCGAGCCGUACGAGCUCGACCCGCGAACGCUGGAGCCAGUCGGCCCGUUCGACCUGCUCGGCCUCUGCGGCGGCGCCGGCGAUGCGGCACGGGACAACAGCGAGGCAGCUGCGCAUCAUCGGCGCCGGCGGCCGUGGCUGCAGGAGGCCGGGAUCGACGUGGCCGAGCGCCUGCUGCGUCCGGUCCUUAGUGGUGUGUUCAGUAUGCCGGCCAAGAGGCUGCUGGCGCACUACAAGAUCGACCCGCGGAGGAACCGGCUGCUGAUGAUUGCCUGCAACGCCGAGGACAUGCUCCUCCCGCGCUCCAACUUCACUUUCUGCGAGUUCGACGCCGAUUUCGCGCUGGUGCAGAAGCGGGAGUUCGUCCUGCCGGACCACCUGAUGAUCCACGACUGGACGUUCACGGACAGCCACUACGUCAUCCUCGGCAACCGAAUCAAGCUCGACAUUCCCGGGUCGCUGCUGGCGCUGACGGGCACUCACCCGAUGAUAGCGGCCCUCGCCGUGGACCCGAGCCAGCAGUCGACGCCGGUCUACCUGCUGCCGCGCUCCCCGGUGGCCGAGGCGAGCGGCCGCGACUGGAGCGUGCCGGUCGAGGCGCCGUCGCAGAUAUGGUCCAUGCACGUCGCUAACGCCUUCGAGGAGAGGAACGCUCAGGGCGGCGUCAACAUACAGCUGCAAAUGUCAGGCUGCUCCUACCAGUGGUUCAACUUCCACAGAAUGUUUGGUUACGAUUGGCUGAACAAAAAGCUGGACCCGUCGUUCAUGAAUAUAGCUAAGGGCAGGGAAUUGCUGCCUCGCCUUGUUCAGGUCUCAAUGGACCUUGACAAGAAAGGGGCGUGCCGGGGAUGCUCCGUCAGGAGACUGUCCGAUCAGUGCAACAAGCCGGCAGACUUCCCGACGAUCAACCCAAACUUCGCCAACCGGAGGAACCGGUUCGUCUACAGCGGCGCUGCCUCCGGUUCGCGGAGAUUCCUCCCACAUUUCCCCUUCGACAGCGUGGUGAAGGUUGAUGUCUCCGAUGGAUCAGCACGGUGGUGGUCCACGGUGGGGCGCACGUUCAUCGGGGAGCCGGUUUUCAUCCCAACCGGCGGUAGAGAAGAUGAUGGCUAUGUUCUACUUGUAGAGUAUGCAGUAUCUGAUCACAGAUGCCAUCUGGUGGUGCUGGGUGCAAGGAAGAUCGGGGAAAGGAAUGCACUUGUGGCAAAACUUGAGGUGCCCACGCACCUCACCUUCCCAAUGGGAUUCCAUGGGUUCUGGGCAGCAGAUCAAUGACAGUACAAGCAUCCAAUCUAACCCGACUGAGACCAAAGGCAGUUCAAACAAAUAUAGGGUAUCAUGUAAAAGUCUGUCCAAGUGUUAGUAAGAAUGAAAAAUGUAAAGCUCGGUCCUUUUCUUAUACAACAAGGAUUCAUAGCACUUGUUGAA
Molecule: messenger RNA, 2070 nt
Organism: Phragmites australis (common reed)
Lineage: Eukaryota; Viridiplantae; Streptophyta; Magnoliopsida; Poales; Poaceae
Product: carotenoid cleavage dioxygenase 7, chloroplastic-like
Exons: 8
Coding region: 40-1917 (625 amino acids)
Biological process (GO): carotene catabolic process
Cellular component (GO): chloroplast stroma
Molecular function (GO): 9-cis-epoxycarotenoid dioxygenase activity
Source: RefSeq, a predicted model, not a curated record